CACUUCCCUGUUUUAGCUCUUGGAGGCAGUGCUCAGAUAAUCUGCUGUGUUGCUUCACGCAAGCUUGACAAGAUGUUUGUAGGAUUUCUGUGCUUUCUAACUUGCAUGGACUAAUGAGGGAUUAUUUCCACAUAAUAUUCAAAAGUAAGUUGCAUUACCUAUUCUUGCUCCUCAGAUCAUUUGUAACUUGAAAUUGAAAGUGAAAGUAUUUCAGUCAAACAUUUAAUCUAAGAAGACAUCUUUAACUUUUCUGUACUAUUUUUGUAGCUGAUAGCAAAUUACAUAAUUGCUCAGUUCAGAUUUGAUUAAUUGUCUUCAAGGAGACACCAUAGCAGACCAAAAUACCCCUUUUUUCUUUACUAAGACCUUCCUAAAGCACAUGGCCUUUCAACACAAGUGAUUCGACGAGACUUCAACUUAAUGAAAAUAAAUGGUCCACAGCUAGCACAAAUUUGUGAAAUAAAAAAUUGUUUAAUGGAAACAAACAUUAAUAACUCGCUGUAUAAAAAUUCACUAAACAAUGUUCAUUCUGCUGAGUUCUGUAAGUUUCAGAAGGAAGCUGGAUCUGAACAACCCCAACAUGUCUGUGGAGACUGGUGCUGAAAAGCCAGAGCAGGGACCGGUGGAGUACCGCAUGGCGGGCCUGAUCUUCUACUGCUUCAUCGUCACCAUAGGAGUCAUAGUCAAUCUUACUGCUCUUUGGGUGUUUGCUCUCACCACCAAGAAGAGGAACUCAGUCACUGUUUACAUGAUAAAUGUGGCAGUGGUAGACCUCACCUUCAUCCUGCUGCUUCCCUUCAGGAUGGUUUACCACCACCAGGACUACUGGCCCUUUGGAGAUCUAUUCUGCAGGAUCAGUGCUGCUCUCACCAUUUUCUACCCCUGCAUGGCUCUGUGGCUGUUUGCUCUGAUCAGUGCUGACCGCUACAUGGCUAUUGUCCAGCCAAGGCACGGCAAGGAGCUGAGGAAUGUCCCCAAGGCCGUGGUGGCGAGCUUAGGGGUGUGGGUCAUGACCUUGUGCAGCACUGCACCCAUGCUCUUCUCUCAGUAUGACCCCGAUCGCAUCUCCAACUUCACCACCUGCAUCAAGAUGCAAGACAUCAUCCACUUGCGCCACGACAACCCUGUCAACUUUGUGCGCCUCAUCUUCUUUUUCCUGGUUCCCAUUUGUAUAAUGAUUGGCUGCUAUAUCGUCAUAGUGGAUAAUCUGAUCCACGGCCGCACCUCUAAACUCAAACCGAAAGUGAAGCAGAAGUCUAUCCGGAUUAUCAUCACACUCAUUAUCCAAGUGUUGGUGUGUUUUGUGCCUUUUCACGUGUGUUUGGUGCUCCGUUUGCUGGGGAAAGGCAAAGAUGGGGGGUUUAGCACAGGGGCAGUCUUCACCACAUUCCUGAUGAACAUGAGCACCGUGUUAGACAUUAUUCUGUACUACAUCGUCUCCAAGCAGUUCCAAGACAGGGUGAUCAGUGUGAUUUUGAACAGGAACUAUCUGCGGAGUGUAAGACGGAAAAGCAGGCACACACACACAGGCAGCAUUCGAUCAAUGAGCAACAUGACCAGUGCAAUGAUAUGAAACAGCCAUCUAAUUUUCAUGACAAACAUCACACCUAUAAGUACUGUGCACACUUUGGCAAAAUGUAACAUUGAAUGCAUCACUGUGUACAUGGUUCAUAUCAAAAGGAUCAAAAUUUGCAAUUAAUUUCCAAGGACUAAUUUACACUCACAGUAUGGGAGUGCUGCUGUUGUGGCAAAAACAUCUGUGUUCAGAGCUGAUUGACUCACCCACGAGACUUAAGAUGUUUUUCUGUGCAUCUUUGCUCUGGCAGACACAACACGGGUGUCUGUGGCUCAGGUGUAAUACAUGCAGGUGAAAAAUAAAGCGGGUAAUCAUUUAAGACAUUGCUUACAAUAUCUCAGUGCUUGGUUUGUCAUCACGUCUAAAUACUGAAACUCUUCUCAGCCUUCCCACUACUACAUCGCCCAACAACCAUAAAAGGCUUGACAGCCGCCACGCGGGGAAACCUGAAAGGAAACAAUUGUGGGUUCUUAAGGGUUUGGUCGCUACAGCAUGUUUGUAACUUCGCCUCCGUAGCACCUCAGUGCUGCAUUAUGAUAAAGUAAAUGUUAUAUAUAAAAAUAUAUAACUAUAACACACACCACAGACGUGCCGCAAGUUGCUGAAAAUGUAUUGACCAGGUGAUGGCAGCAUGGCACAGCUAGAUCACAUCUACCUGCCUGAGCAAGUCAAGUAAGAGCUUUCCUUGGUUUCAAGUGGAUAGUGUUAGAUUUUUUUGUCUCUCCCCCCGUAGAGUACCGUACAUUUUUUUUUUUGUUUCUGCAUAUGAUUACAUUUCAACUGGCUUUAUAAAAGAAAAUAUUUCAGUUUUUCUUCAGUGAAAUCACAAUUCCACGUCCUCACAGAGAAGUUGUUUACUAUAGUCGUAACAGCUUCCUCAACCAGGAAUCAGACUGAAGUUUGUCUGUGGUGCAGUGCGAAUCAUAUUGAUUAGAUGUUAAAUGAUUCAGUCACUUGAAGUGCAUUUACAGUAACAUCCUCAAGAGAUGUCAGGGAGGCUAUUUACAAGAUUUAAAGCAACCUUAACCUUAAAAGAGGAAACCUUUUCUGCUCAGGGAUACUUUAAUGUCAGGUCUCUGCUGCGAGUAUAAGCACCGUGUCGCAAGAUCGUGCAGUUUAUCUCCAAUUUAUCUGUCAAAUGACAGACAAGUGGUGACUUAGAAGGUACUGAUUGUGUGACAGUUCUAUCUCUGUGAAGAGACUGUUUCAUUUUAAAUGAAGGAAAAAAACUCGUGUUUGAAUGUAUCGGUUUUGAUAGGUGUCCUGCACAAACAGUACCCAGGCUAAGAAUUGAUUUGGUUUUGCCAGUUGCUUAAGUAAUCAAGUUAGUGUGUCUGUCACACCAACACAGUCUUAACUGGAUUAGACAGUGAGUCACUCGAGCUGAGUAACUAUGUAGUGCCUCAUACAAUUAGACAGGCAACGCACCCUGUGGUGGAACCACAUCUACCAUAGCAAUUCUCGGAACGGUUAUCGUCUGGCAGAUCAUUCGCAAACACAACCAAAUGAAACAUGUCAUACUGUGAGACUCCUUAAAGAGGUCCUGCUUUUAUUCAUCUUCAGUCACAUCUUCCCAAGCAAGCCCAGCUUAGCCCACUGACAUAAGUUAGUGUACUACAGUGGUAAAAUGAUCAACUGCAUUGAGAGUCCAUAUGGUUCUUGGCUGUUCUGUACAAUGUUCGUAGUCAAGAAAUGGCCAGACUGACAUAGAGAAGGGGACAGAUUUACACUGUGUUUAAUAAGAGGAGGCAGACUACAAGAUUUCCAACUCUCAUGGAAUUCUGGGAACUGCAGUUUAUCACAUGAUGAUAGCUUUAUUGGCCGGUAGACUACAAGAGGAUUUAUAACCGAGAGGUCAAAGGUCAAAUGAAACAUCAGAGGGUCAUCUAUCUGUCCCACCUGUUAGACAUCAAAGAAAAAUCAGCCACGCUGCUCACAGCAACUGGCAUUUAAAACAAUUAAGUUUCCUGUCAGGUCUCUGUGAUGAAUUAUCCGGAAGCUUUACCGGCUGUAAUUCUAAAUCUUCCCAACAAGUGCCUUUGUUGUAGAGAAAUUAAUGAAAACAAGAUUGUCUUUCAUAGGAGCUGAUCUAACAGCGCGACAGCCAGCUGCUCUUCUUUGGGAAUAAAAACAGUCAGCAUUAAACACAGCUCAGACAAAAUACUUUUUUUUUCCUACCACUCGUGUGGAAAACAAAUCAGGCGGCAAGCGCAGUGGCCAUCUGUUUUGUUAUUUGAUAUGUGUGAAUACAUGUUGUAAUGACUUUGUUUGUGAAUCACUCUGCGCGGCAGAACACACGAGAGCUCUCGAAGUGCUGGAGUGUUCAAAGCUAAUCAUAUAAUUGGACACAAUAGUCGAUGACAAAUGGAGACGCUUGGAGCCAGCCAGCUGGGGAAGUGAAUAUGUAAUCAUUGUAAAAUCAUAUCAUUUUUGCAUAUUUGAAGACAGCUUAAUAGAGUUUGCAUGUCAGCACAGCAUCAAAUGAUGAUCAGACACAGUGUUGCUGUAUUUGUUAUUCUAAAUAGUGUUUUGUUGGACUAUUUAUUUUCAUCAUGUUUAAAAGUGUUUCUUAAGAGUUUGUUUCCUAUAUGUUCAUUUAUGUAUCAUAGUAUUAUGUAUGUUGAAACAAAUUGUGGACAAAUAACCCCUCUUAAUAUGAAAAAAAGGAAUAUGGUACAGCAAUAAACAGUGAUUCCCAUUUUGAACGCCAGAGGUUACUUCUGCAGUUGCCAUGAGAUAUAUAUAUAUAUGUGUGUAUAUAUAUGUUCACACAUAUAUAUUCAUAAUAUGUAGCUAGAAGUAUUGGCCGAAUGGUGAAAAGGCCAAAAGUAGUAGAUAAACGGUCUAAAUAGUUAGCUAAAAGUAAUUAAGGAGUAAUGGUUGAAAUGUCCAGCUUCCACCACUGUGAGUGGUAGAAUUAAAAAUGCUAAACGCAGACAGAUAAAAUUGUAUGAAAAAAUAUUGUGACAUUAUUGUGACAAUUUCCUUUUAUAUAAUUAAUAGAGUUAAGUGACAUCCAGUUCAAAUGAACAUAUCAAUUCAAAGGAACGUAUUUGGAACAUGAUUGGUGGUGUCAUCGGAGGGAUA
This is a messenger RNA of Xiphias gladius (swordfish), 4663 nucleotides long. It is a transcript of the gene gpr18, whose product is annotated as G protein-coupled receptor 18. The coding region runs from base 521 to 1573 and encodes 350 amino acids. Gene Ontology annotation, cellular component: membrane. The transcript has 2 exons. Gene Ontology annotation, molecular function: G protein-coupled receptor activity. NCBI's taxonomy places the organism in Eukaryota, Metazoa, Chordata, Actinopteri, Istiophoriformes, Xiphiidae. The record is from RefSeq and is a predicted model, not a curated record. Gene Ontology annotation, biological process: positive regulation of Rho protein signal transduction; phospholipase C-activating G protein-coupled receptor signaling pathway.